Coprinopsis cinerea okayama7#130 is the source of this 1035-nucleotide messenger RNA. RefSeq lists its product as hypothetical. The coding region runs from base 1 to 1035 and encodes 344 amino acids. The record is from RefSeq and is a predicted model, not a curated record. NCBI's taxonomy places the organism in Eukaryota, Fungi, Basidiomycota, Agaricomycetes, Agaricales, Psathyrellaceae. The transcript is spliced from 3 exons.
AUGCCUCUCUCAAGCCAUCCCACCUCCCUCCUUCAAUGCGAUUCCCUGGAACAGUCGAUGGCGCUACGCAGCUUGCCCAACAAAGCCCAGGAUCAGACUCUAUUUGUCGAACAGCGGCCGUCGAGCCACCUCGAACGACUUCGGUGCCCCGCCCGCCCCAGGGGAAGCUCGUCAUGCGUAACGACCUCUUCCCUCUGCAAAGACAGGGAAAGGGUCCCUGGACGCCCCUCGACACCUCGCCAAUCUAUGCGCGAAAGAGCAUGCGACGAUGAACAUGGCCCGUCAAUUGAAUUCGAAGAGGAGACCUUUCAUAACGAGAAGCCUGUGCCCGCCCCUGUCCCUGUGGACUAUCCACUCAAAAUGGACAGAAAAACUCGGGAGGAUUACACUUAUGCACGGAAUCUUCACAGCCUAACGACGAUGUUUUCACGCCCUAAAAUCGGAAGAACUGACCAUAAUGUUGCAGCUGGCACCCAGGGACAACUUCCACUUUUGGCGCACCUACCGUCCCCUGUCCCGCCAAACACGCCUCCCCCCAGAACCCUUCCUGUCCCACCACUUACUCAUCCAGCGCCAUCUCACUCCUCGUCACAAUCUCUCCAAAAUGCCGCAGAGCGCUCUCAAGCAUUUGCCCAAGCUCGGGGAGAGAAUAUUGCACGAACGAAUGAGGUAGCAUUCCAACUCGGUGCGACGAUCCUUCAAAGCUUCGAGCUCGUACAAACGCUCAUCGAACUUCAAAACAACCAAAAGUCUCUCGAUGAAGGGAUAAGCGAGAAUACCACGGUGCUCGAAGAGCAUUUCCGAAACUACCCCGAAGCUGAACGGCUCAGUUCAAUGCUCGACGCUUUUCUCCAUCAUCAGACACUUGGGGCCAUCGUAAACCCGCGUGCUCCUUCCCAGACCCAGUCCAACCAAGCCACCGUUCCUCUUUCGUCGCGCCUCUCUGUUUGCCAAGUCCGACGGUUGGGUUUCGCAUACAGCACAAAUCCCGCCGCAGUCGCCAAGCACGUUCAAGAAAUGUGGCCAUACACUUGA